Molecule: messenger RNA, 844 nt
Organism: Phragmites australis (common reed)
Lineage: Eukaryota; Viridiplantae; Streptophyta; Magnoliopsida; Poales; Poaceae
Product: fasciclin-like arabinogalactan protein 1
Exons: 1
Coding region: 38-844 (268 amino acids)
Source: RefSeq, a predicted model, not a curated record
CCACACGCACUGCACUCUGCACUCCUCGCCGCGCACAAUGCGUCACCUCCGCCUCGCCGACGCGCUUCUUGUCCUCGUUCUUGUCGCCCCCGCGGCCGCCGCGGGCGCAGCCGGUGGGGGCAACACGCCGGCUGCGAAGGCGCCUGCGGCCCCGCCGGCGGCGCCGAACGUGAUGAAGGAGAUGGCGAAGGGCGGGUGCAAGGCGUUCGCGGACCUGAUCACGGCAUCGCCCGACGCGGCGUCCACGUACCAGUCCGCCGUGGAGGGCGGCGUGACCGUGUUCUGCCCCUCCGACGACGCCGUGAAGGCGUUCAUGCCCAAGUACAAGAACCUCACCGCCGACAGCAAGGCGGAGCUGCUCCUGUUCCACGCCGUGCCGGUGCACUACUCUCUGGAGAGCCUCAAGUCCAACAACGGGCCCAUGAACACCCUCGCCACCGACGGCGCCGCCAAGAACUACAACUUCACGCUGCAGAACGAGGGCGACGUCGUCACCAUCAAGACCGCAGCCUCCGCGGGCGCCCCCGCGCGGGUGAAGUCCACGGUGCUGGACAGGGACCCCGUCGCCAUCUACGUCAUCGACGCCGUCGUCGAGCCCGUGGAGCUUUUCAAGCUCGCGCCUUCGCCCACUCCCGCGCCGUCGCCCGCUCCGGGGGCGGACGCGCCCAAGGCCGCGCGCCACCCUGCGCCCGCCGUGGCAGACGCUCCUGGGCCCGCUGCAGCCGAUGCCCCUCCGGAGGACCAGAAGAAGGAUGCCAGGAAGAGCGCGGCGGCCGGCGCGCCGUGUAUCCGGUGGCUCGCCGCUGCGUUGGCUGCCGUGGUCGUGACCUCCGCAUUGGCCUAG